AUGUUCUAUUUGGUGUUGGGUGAACCGUAUCGAAUGAAAGAAGAGGGACAAAUUGCGUUUUUGGUGAGAGAUUUGGGGGAGGCAGGGGGGAAAGAAAGAAUCGAAAAUUACAAGAACUCACAAAAUUAUACAAUUUUUUUGAAAUAGUGAAAUUUUUUUGUUGAAAAAAAUUGAUAAUCCAAAAAAACAAAUAAAUUGAAAAUUGAAAAAUUAUACAGAUUUUUGAAACAGUGAUUUCUUUCAUCAAUCCCAUUAAAAAUCUAGAUUUUAACAAAAAUUUUAAAAAUUGUUCGAAACAGUGAUUUUUUUGAGACCAGAAACCGAAAUGAAUCAUAAAGACGAGAAUUUAUGAAAUUAACACAUUUUUCUGAAACAGUGAAUUUUUUUCGUUGAAAAAUUUAGAAUUCUUUGUGAAUUGAAAUUGCCACGUGGAUUUUGAAUAAAUCAUUGAAAAGGUUUUGAAAAAUGAAAAUUAUACAAUUUUUUUGAAACAGUGAAAUUUUUUUGGGAAAAAAUUUGGAUUCUUGGUUAAUGAAAAUUGAAUUUUGAGUUUUGAAACAAGAACAAUUAUAAAAAGAAUUUUGAAACAGUACAUUUAUUCAACGACCUUAUUAAAAAUCUAGCUUUUCACAAAAUUAUACAAAUUUUUUGAAACAGUGAAUUUUUUUCGUUGAAAAAAUUGGGAUUCUUGAUUAAUUAAAAUUGCCACGUGGAUUUUGAAUUUGAAUAUUCUAAAACCAAAUAUCAACAAGUUUUGAAAAAUGAAAAAUUAUACAAUUCAUUUGAAACAGUGAAUUUUUUUUGUUGAAAUUUUCAACUUGAAAAAAAUUGGUUUCUAAAUAUAUUAAUUCUCUGUUAAUUAAAAUUGCCACGUGGAUUUUGAAAAACAAAAAAAAAUUGAAUUUUCCGAAGCCAAAAUGCCACGUGGCAUAUAUUUUUGAAGUGAAAUGAUUAUUUUUCAAUUAAAAUGGCAAUGUGAAUUUUGCAAGUAGAAAACAAAAGCUGAUCAAAAAUUUUGGAGACUCGAAAAAAUUAUAAGAAAUUUUUGAAACAGUGAUUUUUUUUUUGAAAAAAAUGGGGUAAUGGAUCAUAAAUACAAGAAUUUAUGAAUUUAUGACAUUUUUCUGAAACAGUGAAUUUUUUUUGGGAAAAAAAUUUGAAUUUUAAUUUGAAAGUUACUUAAAGUUUCCACGUGGAUUUUGAAUUUCGUCAUCGCAAAGAUUCAUCGAUUAACGAUUUUGAAAAUUGAAAAAUUUUAAAACAAAUUUGAAACAGUGAAAUUUUUUCAUUGAAAAAAAAUGUCCACGUUUUGAACUUGCUGACAAAAUUAUGCAAUUCAAUUGAAACAUUGAAUUUUUUGUUGAAAAAAUUGGGAUUUUUUGUAAAUUGAAAUUGCCACAUGGAUUUUGAAUUGCAUUCCAUUAAAAAUCAAUAUCAACAAAUUUUGAAAAAUGAAAAAUUAUAUAAAUUUUUUGAAACAGUUAUUUUUUUUUGUUGAAAAAAUUAGAAUUAUUUUUUUAAUGAAACGUGGAUUUGGAAUAGAUAUCUCACAAUUGUCAAUCGAAAGAUCAACAAGUUUUGAAAAAUGAAAAUUAAACAAUUUUUCUGAAACAGUGAAUUUUUUGUUGAAAAAAAAUUGGUUUCUAAAUAUAUAAAUUCUUCGUAAAUUGAAAUUGUCAGGUGGAUUUAGAAAAUCAAAAAAAAUUGAAUUUUCCAAAGCCAAAAUGCAACGUGGCAUAUAUUUUUGAAGUUAAAUGUCAACGCCAAUUUUGCAGGUAUAAAACAAAAGAGGAUCAAAAAUUUUGGAAACUCGAAAAAAUUAUAAGAAAUUUUUGAAACAGUGAAAUUUUUUUGUUGAAAAAAUUAGAAUUCUUUGUUAAUUAAAGCUUCCACGUGGACUUUGAAUUGCAUUUCGUUAAAAAUCAUAAUCAACAAGCUUUGAAAAAUCGAAAAAUUUUACAAAAUAUUUGAAACAGUGAUUUAAAAGAUCUUAUUAGAAAUCUAGAUUUUCACAAAAUUAUACAAUUUUGUUGAAACAGUGAAAUUUUUUGUUGAAAAAAUUUGGAUUCUAAAUAGAUUAUUUCUAUGUUAAUUAAAAUUGCCACGUGGAUUUACAUUUCUUACAUUUUUUAUUAAAUUUCUCGAUUAACCAUGAUCAAAAAGUUCUGAAAAUUAUGCAAAUUUUUUGAAACAGUGAAAUUUUUAUCCAAAAAUUAUCAGAUUUUAGAAACCCUCUCAUUUGUUAUCAAAACAUCCCAUUUCCAAUUUUUUUCCAGAAAUUCAGCAAAGUCGCCUUGGAUAUUUCGGAUGUUUCAAGUAAAUCAAUAGCAAAAUUGAUUCAAGAAUGUACUUUGGAUGAUCCAGAAAUGCGUCCGAAUUUCAGUCAAUUAACAAUUGAACUUCGAAAAAAGUUUGCGAAUUAUGAAAAAUUGGCAUCGAAUUCGAAACAGAGAAAGAGAUUUGAGAAAGAGAGAAAUGAGUGUAAAAGGAUUUAUCAGUGGGUUUUUUUUGGGAGGGAAAAAUUCACUGUUUCAAAAAAAUUUUUAUUAAAAAUUUUGGGGAUCAAUUUUCAAUGAUUCUAGUUUUGUAAGAGUCACAAAAAUUUCAGAAAAAAAUUUGAGCUCAAAAAAGCUCCAAAUUUUGUCCAAAAAUAAAAGAAAACUUUUAUUUUUACAUGAAAAAAAUUCACUGUUUCAAAAAUGUUUCAUAAAACUUUUUGGGAUACAUCUUUCAAUUUUCUAGUUUUUUCGAGACUCACAAAAAUCUGUAUUUUUGAGCUCCAAAAUGCUCCAAAUUGUGCCAAAAAAAAACAGAAAAUAGAUUUUUUACAUGAAAAAAAUUCACUGUUUCAAAAAAGUUUCAUAAAAAAUUUUUGGGGAUCAAUUUUCAAUGUUUCCAGUUUUUUACGUAACUCAAAAAAAUUCCAGAAAAAAAAUUUGAGCUCAAAAAUGCUCCAAAUUCUAUCCGAAAAUUACAGAAAAUAUUUAUUUUUACAAGAAAAAAAGUCACUGUUUCAAAAAAUUUUCAUAAAACUUUGGAGAUACUUUUUUCAAUUAACUUUUUCUAACAUAAAAUUAAUUUUCGAAAUUCAAAAAAAUUCCCCAUUUUUUCUCCAGAAAUCUGCUUCCCUCAGUUUCCCUCGAAACUAUUCAAACAUCAAUCGAAAUCAGUGAUGAAGAAGAAAAUUUAAAUCAAAAUUCUUCAAAACACUCUUCAUUUUCUCAAAAUUCUCAAGAAAAUCGAUAUGAAAAUAACAAUUUUGAAGAAGAUGAUGAAGAAAAUCGAGACUAUCAGGAAAUUUUGGAUACAAAUUCGAAUCCCAGGCUUGAAAAGUGAGUUUUAGCCGAAAUUUGGGCACGGAAAAUUCAAUAUUUUUUCAGAAAACGCUUCCGGCAACUUACAACAACUCUGGCUUCAAAGGUGAGUUUUGGAGGGGCGAAAAUUUAUUUUCCACGUGGAUUUCUUGGCGUGAAAAUUAAAAGUUGAAUUCAUAAGAAGGUUUUUAUUAGAAAUUCAAUUUUGAAUUUUCAGAAAUCAAAAUUUUGAAACAGUGAACUUUUUUUUUGAAAAAAAUAAUUUUUUGCUCUAAAAAUUUUUGCCACGUGGAUUUCAGAAACUUUGGAAUUUUUCGGGGUCCAAUUUUAUAUGAAAUUUUGCCACGUGGCAUUUUAGGCACAGGCAUAAAUUGCUGACUUUUUUCCUGCUGGCUCUGCCCCAUGCCACGAUUACACGUUUCACGUUUUUUAAAUAAUUUUUUCGAUUUCAUCUUUUUUUCUUCACUAAAUUUCGAAAUGCAAAAAAUCAGAAAUAAUUUUUGCUUGAAAAAAAACGUGCCGCACCUUGCCAAAGAAAUCCCGCCUCCCGAUUCACGCCAGAAUUUGUUUUUUCUGCGACAGGAAUUUCUGAAUUAAAAAAGUCAAGAAUUUAUGCCUGUGUAGGGAUAUAUUUUUAAUUGUAAGCUUGCAUUUUUUUCAAUUGAAAAAAAAUUGAGGAGCUUUCAAAAAGCCAAAUUUUGAAACAGUGAUUUUUUUUUUGAAAAAAAAAUCGCUUAAAAUUUUUGCCACGUGGAUUUUUUGAUAUAAUCUAUAUGGAUUUGUACUCCAAACGUAAAAAUUCCAGCAGUUUUUCAGAAACCCAAAUUUUGAAACAGUGAUUUUUUAUUUUUUGAAAAAAGUGUUGCAUUAAAAAUUCCGGUUAACAGCUCAUUAGAAAUGUAGUUUGUCAAAAUGUCAAAAUUUUGAGUUCUAUCAGAAAUUGAAUUUUGAAUUUUUAGUAGUCAAACUGUUGAAACAGUGGAUUUUUUUUUUUGAAAAAAAAAUAUUUUUGCUCUAAAAAUUUUUCCACUUUCACAAACUUUGGAAUUUUCGUGGUCCAAUUUUAUAUGAAAUUUUGCCACGUGGCAUUUUAGGGAUAAAUUUUUAAUUGUAAGCUUGACUAUUCUAAUGAAAAAAAUUGAGGAACUUUUAGAUAUCCAAAUUUUGAAACAGUGAUUUAAAAAAAAUUUUUUUCAAUUUUUGCCACGUGGAUUUUUAGGUAUGAUAAUUAUCUGAUGAACUUCAAACGUAAAAAUUCCAGGAGUUUUUCAUAAACCCAAAUUUUGAAACAGUGAAUUUUAUUAUUUUUUAGAAAAAAGUUUUGCAUUGAAAAUUAUAGUAGCACAAAUAUUAGAAAUUUAAUUUUGAAUUUUGAGAAAUUAAAUUAUUGAAACAGUGAGUUUUUUGAGAGAUUCAAGUUGAAAAUUUCAAAAUUUCAGAAAAAUGUUAUUCGCCAAUCGAAAAUCAACCCGAGACUUAUUAGAAAUCCAAAAUUUGAAACAGUGAACUUUUUUUUGAAAAAAUAAUAAUGAAUCUAUGUAUGUCUAGAAUGAUUUUCCACAUUUUACAGAAAAUAUAUUUUUCAUGUGCCGAUUGAAAACCAAUCCGACAUUUAUUAGAAAACCAAAAUUUUGAAACAGUGAACUUUUUUUUGAAAAAAUAAUAAUGAAUCUAUGUAUGUCUAGAAUGAUUUUCCACAUUUUACAGAAAAUAUAUUUUUCAUUUGCCGAUUGAAAACCAAUCCGACAUUUAUUAGAAAUCCAAAAUUUGAAACAGUGAACUUUUUUUUGAAAAAAUAAUAAUGAAUCUAUGUAUGUCUAGAAUGAUUUUCCACAUUUUACAGAAAAUAUAUUUUUCAUGUGCCGAUUGAAAACCAAUCCGACAUUUAUUAGAAAACCAAAAUUUUGAAACAGUGAAUUUUUAUUUUUAUUUUUUUUUCGAAAAAGUGUUGCAAAAAUUUGCGGCAUAUUAGAAAAUUAAUAUUGAAUUUUCAGAAAUCAAAUUGUUGAAACAGUGAAUUUUUAAGAGAUGCAAGUUGAAAAUUUCAAAAUUUGGAUGCUAAAAUUAAUUUACGGCACAAAAAUAAUCCUAACUUGAAUGCCAUCAUUGUUUAUCGGCCGAUUGAAAAACAUUCCACAAUUUUUAGAAAUCUAAAUUUUGAAACAGUCAAAUUUUUUCAAAAAUUUUUGCCAUGUGGAUUUUUAGAUAUAUCAAUAUGCGUUGAACUUCAAACGUAACAAUUCCAGUAGUUUUUCAGAAACCCAAUUGUCAGAAGUCAAAUUGUUGAAACAGUUAAUUUUUUAAGAGAAGCAAGUUGAAAAUUUCAAAAUUUCAGAAAAAAUGUAAUGUGCCGAUUGAAAACCAAUCCAAGAUUUUUUAAAAAUCCAAACUUUGAAACAGUGAAUUUUUUUGUCAAAAAUUUUUUUUUAAUGUUUGCCACGUGGAUUUUUUUUUGAUUCACUAGAAAAUCAAUUAAAAUUUUCAAAAAACCAGUCAUGUUCGGUCUCAAAAAAUUGCAAAUUCCAAGCUUUUUUCAAAAAUCCUGCAAUUUUUCAGUUCCAACGUCUCUUCCGCCAAUAA
Messenger RNA from Caenorhabditis angaria, 5894 nucleotides. The record is from the annotation of a GenBank genome assembly. Lineage: Eukaryota; Metazoa; Nematoda; Chromadorea; Rhabditida; Rhabditidae.